AGUAUGGUCAAAACACUAUCUCUAAAAAGUAUAAUUCAAAAUCUCAUGAAAAGCGAAGAGACGAAGUUAAAAAACGUGAGAAAGUUCUUGAAGCUAUUCACAACAUUUUCCAAGCUGAAAGGAUUGAUGAUAAACUGUUCAUCAAAUUUAAUGGUGGAAUGAAAGGAGAAAUACAUCUCGCAUUGAAUGAUUUGCUUCGUCAACAACUUCCAGGUUGGUUGGUGCUAAAUGAUGUGGUAUCGGUAGUUAAUCGUAAUAAAUUUAGACCUGACAUAGGGGGAUGGAACAUACGACCAACGCGUCAGCAAAAGAUUGCACCUAUUAUUAAUUCAUCACCACCUCCUUUAUUAUGGAUCGAGAUGACUAGUGAUCAUGAUCACUCAUUACAUAAGAUUUCAUAUGUUCAACCAUAUUGCUCAAACACUGAAUUUGUAUUAAUUGUUAUUCCUUUUGGGACAUCACCCUUUCAAACAAAUCCAAAUCCUGACGUUGAUUCAGUUGUAGCUACAGUGCCAAAGGCAACUCGUCCCUCAAGAGUGCUAUAUCUUGGUCAUUGGGCUGUAGCAGAUUCGGAUAAAUUAAUAUCUAAUCUUGGAUGUAUUAAGAACAAUAAAGGUGUGAUUUUAAAAGGAAAUGUUUACAAAAGAAGUGGUUUUAUACGGAUUGAUUUAAGAAUCAAUAGUAUUCAUACAUCAGUUAGUGUCCAUAUCUUAGUUGCACAAGCUUUCAUCUCUAACCCAGAAAAUAAACCUUACGUUAACCACAUUAAUGGCAUCAAAUAUGAUAAUCUGGCUGUUAAUUUAGAAUGGGUAACUCCUAAGAAAACAUUGGAUGAGAAUGUUAUUCAAAUUUGGAAUUCUAUUUAUCUUGCAGACAAUAUACUUAAAAUCACAGGAAAUAGCAUUUCAGAAUUUUGUAGUGGAAAGCAAAAUACUGCCAGUGGACGAAGAGUUCAAUUAACCAAUGGUUUGAUUAUUCAUAAAUCAUUAUAUGCAGGAUAUUAUCGAAUUGGUUAUGUUCACAAAUAUCACAUUCACUGUUUGGUAACAUUAGCAUUCUGUCCUAAAGAA
Molecule: messenger RNA, 1070 nt
Organism: Scutellospora calospora
Lineage: Eukaryota; Fungi; Glomeromycota; Glomeromycetes; Diversisporales; Gigasporaceae
Source: the annotation of a GenBank genome assembly